AUGGUGCUGCAGCUCGAGUCGCUGGUCACCAAUACGACGUUUGGCCAUGUCUUCCGCGCCUCGAACGCAGGCGUCGCCUACGCCGUCAAGCAGUACACGCAGCCGUGCUUUGAAGCGUCGGCCGAGCUCCGCGUCGCAAAGGCGCUCGCAGACGACGCACCGCACCCCCACUUGGUACACACGAUCGACUGCUUUUACCAGCACGACAUGGUCCACCUCGUCUUGGAGUACUGCAGCGGCGGUGACUUGUACGACUAUUUACUCCAACGGCCAGCGCUUUCAACGAGCGACGCCCGGCGCGUUUUUGAGCAAGUGGUCGCUGGUCUGCACCAUUUGCACCAACGUGGUUUCGCCCACCGCGACAUUUCGCUUGAAAACAUCCUCUUGGAUGAACAUGGCGACUGCAAACUCUGUGAUUUUGGUCUCGCGGCGCCCGCCCACGAAAUGAGCGACGCGGUUGUCGGCAAGCCCUUUUACAUGGCACCCGAAGUCUACGCCGGCCGGCCGUAUGACCCCGCAGCCGCCGACAUGUGGGGUCUUGGUAUCCUUCUCUUCAUGCUCGUCACCGGCGUGCCCAUGAUCAGCGCGCCGUCCGACGCCGACGGCGGGUACCGCAUCGUCGAGCGGCAAGGCGUCAAGGCGCUCCUCAAGCUCUGGAACAUGGAGACGCUUUUUUCAACCGACUUGGUCACUGUGCUCGACGGCUUGUUGACGGUAAACCCCAAGCGCCGCCUCAGUAUGCGCCAACUCCGCGCCAAGUUGCGACCCAAGGGCUCGUGGCGCUGCAAGCUCGCCAUGUGGUUUUAG
Messenger RNA from Saprolegnia parasitica CBS 223.65, 807 nucleotides. Its product is annotated as CAMK/CAMKL protein kinase. NCBI's taxonomy places the organism in Eukaryota, Oomycota, Saprolegniomycetes, Saprolegniales, Saprolegniaceae. The coding region runs from base 1 to 807 and encodes 268 amino acids. The transcript has a single exon. Gene Ontology annotation, cellular component: cytoplasm; autophagosome. The record is from RefSeq and is a predicted model, not a curated record. Gene Ontology annotation, biological process: protein autophosphorylation; autophagy; autophagosome organization. Gene Ontology annotation, molecular function: protein serine/threonine kinase activity; ATP binding.